CAUGAUGGGACCCCAUCACGCCUCAAGUGGCCUUACCCUCCUGGUCCUCGUCACAUCGGCUUCUUUCCUCCAUCUGUCCGCAUCCAGUCCUCUCAGCAACCACGAAGAUGGAGAUGAUCCACAUGACGGUGCCCUCCCAGGACCUGCAGAGUCUGGAAACGGCGGGGUGGACGAAAGGUCGUCCAUCCAGAGGGAGCAGGCAGAGGAUGAGGAGGAGCUCUUCAAAGACGUUGAUCCCAGAAAACUAGCUGCCGUUUUACUGGAGGCACUCAAUCGCUCACAGGUGGAGAGGAGGAUGGAGGAAGAUGGGCGCGAUGACGCGGAAGAAGAGACAAAGGCUGAGAGAAGGGAGGUUCAAAAAGACGAGGUCUCCCAGGAGAGAGUGGACAGGCACAGAGAUGGACGGCAGGAGUUGGAGCUGCUGAUGGCUUCGCAGGCCAAGGACAGAGAUGAGGAAGAGGAGCGGAGGAAAGCGCUGGAGGAGGAGGAGAAGUUAACCGAGAGGGUGACCAGUCAUACCACCAGCCAGAUGGUCCAGACCCGAACGGAGCAGAACCCAAACACCUCAGCUGGAGCAGCAGAACGCGGAGCUACCCAACAACCAGGACCGACCAACCCAGAGGAAGAGGAGGAGCAGCUCAGCCCCGAGGAGCUGAAGAGUCUGGAGACCAUGAUGAAGGAGUUUCCCCGUCUGAAUGCAAAAAGGGAUGAGGGUUUGGAGCAGAAGCAGAGAGAGAGCAGAGCCUUCAGCAGCUUCAACGACAUCAACCCCAGCCUGAAGGGCAGCGAGCUCGCCUGGUCCAAGAAGAAGCUCAAGUGGCAGGAGGAGACGCAGAAGGCCCUGCACUUCCCCCUGUUCCCAGGAGGCCGUGCCGAGGAAGGGAGGUACACAGCACCACCUCAGCCUCCCGCGGACCAGGAGGUGACGGGAGGCAAUGACCUGGAGGAGGACGAGGACGAGCCGGCGCUCAGUCCGGAGGAGGAGGAAGCUCAAGCUCGAGAGGAGCAGGAGGAGAUGAUUAGGCAAGCGGCGGAGGCGCGGAAGGCCAAGAUGGAAGAGGAGAAGCUGGCCGACAUCGCCUCAGACAUGUUGCUGCGCUACAUGGGCAAGCAGAACCACGGCAACCGGAAGUUCAGCCCGGCUGGGUCCAGUGCUGCGGAGGACAAGAGGUCUGACGAGGAGCAGGAGCUCGCCGAGGAGAACGACAUCGAUCCUCAGACCAUCGACAAGCUGAUCGAAAUCUCCAGCAAGCUGCACCUCCCCGCCGACGACGUGGUGGACAUCAUCACCGACGUGGAGAAGAAGAAAAGGAAGGAUGUCCCGCCGGAGGUGAUGUCCCUCUGGCAGCACCCUCCCCCCAUCUCUCCUCUCUCCUCCUCCUUUUUUCCAACCAAUCAAAAUGCCAUCCCUGUCUCCCGGCAACCGUCUCCUGAUGCUAAUGUCCUCAAGACCUGGUUCCAGGACAGGCACACACCUAAACCAGAGGAUUUCCAGAAUAAACUUCCCAAACCUCUGUUAGCCAGUCUUAGUUUCUGGCCCAAAGCAAAGCCUCUGCUGGUCAAACAGGACCGCCGGCUCAAAUCCUCCCGGCCCGUUUGGACCGGAUACCCCUUUUACCCCUACACCUACCCCUCUUUCCCACAGAGGAACCCCCUCCCGGACUACUACCCCGUCUAUCUUCCUCCCGUCCGCAGGCCCAAACACCGCUACUUCAUCCCGAAACCCGCCCCUCCCCUCAGCAAUUUUAUGGAUGACUCCUUCACUUUGUCCCCCAAUAGGCGGUACCACAGCUGGGUCCCGCCCCAGCUCCGGAAACCCCCCGCAGGCCUCCAGCGCAAGCCUUUCCACAGCAGGUACCCCAUCUCCAAGGCAUGGCCGCCCCCCCAAAGUCUGAUCCCAGCUAGACAGAGGCCGUUUUCUGAGCCGGCGGUCAGACCUUCGGGGUCCAGGAUCAAAGAUGAAGAGCUGGAGAAGUUGAUACAGCUGCUCCUCAUGGAGAGACCCCAGAGGAUGGACUGAAGGAGGGGCAGGAGGACUGAGAGAACAAGCGGGAUGAAAAGAGGGGAAACUUCUUAUUUUGUUGGGUCAUGUUUUAUUUGAUUUAAGCGUGUUUUUUUCUUACUUGGACUGCUUGUGAUUUCAACGUGCAUGUACAGAGGACUGUCGGAGAUGAGCACGAUGAACGGGUCCAUUGGAAAGCUUAAUUUCACGCUAAAGUAUCCCAGCAUUCUCAGUUUGGACAUUUCCCAAUGCCAGUAAAACAGGAUGAGUGGGAUGAAUGCGUCCAUCGAAGGUUUGAUGGCUGAUCAAAGCCUUCAGGGACAUCUGGGCUGGCAUGUGUGGGGGACACCCAACACCUCAGCUGGACCUCUGGUGUCCCACACCAGCCGGUGGUCCGUUGUGCAGUGGCCAGUUCAGGGGUGGAAUUGUUCUUGGGGUUCUGUUGAGUCCGACCAAUCAGGUCCUUCCUCUCCGGACCGGGAAGAUCUUUGUGUUUAGUUCUGUUGAUGUGUGAAGUUGACAACACUCCAAAUCAGAGAACAGGCUGGGAAACAAUUGGCGCUUUUCCACUAGUACCUACUCAGCCCAACUCGACUCCACUUGCCCUUGUUUCUUUUCAAUACCCAGAUCAGAAGUAGGCGGGUUGGAGCGUGGCGUCCUCGUGGCCCCAUCUAGCUCUCUCUGGAUAUUUUCCUCAGCCACCAGGUUUAAGAAGGUCUCCACCUCGGAAUUUGACCAUGGAACAGAUUUCUGUGCUGCCAUUGUUCGUCGAAAAAAA
This is a messenger RNA of Cololabis saira (Pacific saury), 2780 nucleotides long. It is a transcript of the gene vgf, whose product is annotated as VGF nerve growth factor inducible. Gene Ontology annotation, molecular function: neuropeptide hormone activity. The record is from RefSeq and is a predicted model, not a curated record. The coding region runs from base 2 to 2020 and encodes 672 amino acids. The transcript has a single exon. Lineage: Eukaryota; Metazoa; Chordata; Actinopteri; Beloniformes; Belonidae.